Kwoniella botswanensis is the source of this 3897-nucleotide messenger RNA. RefSeq lists its product as uncharacterized. The record is from RefSeq and is a predicted model, not a curated record. Lineage: Eukaryota; Fungi; Basidiomycota; Tremellomycetes; Tremellales; Cryptococcaceae. The coding region runs from base 1 to 3897 and encodes 1298 amino acids. The transcript has 15 exons. Gene Ontology annotation, biological process: proteasome-mediated ubiquitin-dependent protein catabolic process; DNA repair. Gene Ontology annotation, molecular function: protein binding; nucleic acid binding. Gene Ontology annotation, cellular component: nucleus; site of double-strand break.
AUGCUGUAUAUAGCUUCGGCACUCACACCUACGCCGAUCCUCAAUACUCUCAAAGUAUCAGGUUUCGCGGGGCCAGACUCCACUUCGUUAAUAGUUGCCAAACCGGAUCGAGUGGAAGUAUGGGACGUGGAAUCAAAGGGUCUAGUAUAUCAGACUGAGUCGGAAGUGUGGGGGAACAUCGUGGGGAUAGAAAAGGUUGAAGUUGAGGGCGCACGACCUCAUAUCCUUGUACUUCUCGCACCUCCUUCAGCUCAUCUCUUACUCCUAACAUACUCUACUUCCCCUACACCCUCAUUGAUCGUCACUUCCUCAAUACAACUCACUCCGCCUACUCCAACACUCCGUCAGGCAGAGUUCUUUACAUCUGUAAUCGCACAUCAGAAUGUUGCGCUCGUAAGUCUCUGGAUAGGUGUGCUAUCAUGUAUCGAAUUGGAAGUAGAAAAAGAUAAAGACGCCAAGAAGAGAAGGGCCAGUACAGCCGGUGACAUUAAUAUGGUCGAUGAAGGGAAGAGGUUGAUCUUUAAAGAUAACUUCAACAUCAAUAUACGAGAACAUAACUUACUUCACCUAGCAUUCUUACCUGUUCCCUCAACAUCAUCUGGACCGAUCGUAUCGUUCCUAUGGUUAUCAGCAACUUCCGAUCUUCAACUCCAAGCUCGUACAUUAUCUCUCUCAUCGCAUUCCUUCGAUGACCUAUCAAGAACUGUCGAUGUGAUCUCACCUCUAUCCUCAAACUUGACAUUGACCGAGGAAACAGACUUCAACCAAAUUCCAUUCUCCUGCCCAGCAGCCAGACGAGUCUUACCUAUCCCUUCCUCCUCAGGAGGUGAAAAGGAAUAUUCACUGUUGGUCAUAGGUGAUGAACACGGUGUAUUGUACAACUUAGGUGUGACGCAACAAUCACCAAAGGCAUUACGAAGGUUAUCAGCAGUUUCGGGUACGAACACGCAAACCAGUCCUAGAGGUGCGAAUGUUAGAAGAUCACCUCAGACUGAACUGGUCAGUACGACGAAUAAACGAAGGAAGUCCAGUGUAAACUCCAAAGGGCUUGGCGAUUCGGCGAAUGAAAGAUGGGAAUUGAAACCUGUCUGGAGAGUACGACAAGGAUUUGGUACGGUCUUAGCUGCAAGUAUAAUUGAAGCUCAUUCCACAGGAGCAAGUGCUAUCAUAGGAGACGAGUGUGGUAGAUUGACCGCUAUUGGAUGGGAAUUUGAGAAUCAGGGUAUACUUGAAGGUGCCACUGGGCAGAAUGGCACAGUCAGAGUGAGAAAGGUGGAAGUGGGAAAGGCCUCACCUCCAUCGUCCCUGACAUAUCUCGACUCAUCGUACCUUUUCUUAUCGUCAGCCGCCGGCGAUUCGUCUCUAUUGAGAAUACAGCUACCUUCACCUGAUACCGUUCAGCACUCGACGUCGCCUUCCGGACCCAGGAAAGGCAAAGGCAAAGCGAGAGACGAGGCUGAAGAGGGAUUGUGGACGGUGACACAUGAAGAUCAAGGUAAUGAGUGGCGGGGAGAUGUUGACGUCAAAGAAAGAUGGAUGAACGUCGCUCCUGUCAAGGAUUUCUGCGCGGUACACGAGGAAGGCGGUGGAUUGUCACACCUCGUAAUCUCUUCCGGGGCGUCAAAUACCAAUUCGCUCAGGAUCGUCCGAAGUGGCGUGGGACUAGAGGAAGUUGUGAACGUAGAAGGCAUAGAUGGUGUCGAGAGGGUCUGGUCAUUGACCGACUCAUCAGGAGUAUCACGCCUUUUGCUCUCGACGUCUUCUACAACGUUGCUUCUUCAGAUGGACCCGGAGAUAAGUCCGAUUGAAACGGCGGAACAAGUCUCAUCGACAUCGACAAUAGCAGCUGGCGUUGUGCCCGGUGCAGACAUACUUGUUCAAGUCUCUCCGGAUGGCAUCGCGCUAUGGUCAGAUGUGACCAGCGGGCUGUCAGCCGGAUCAAUUGACUUGGACAAAGAAUCAGAAAUUAUCGCCGGGCAAGUAUACGAGUCUUUAGUUGUGGUUGCCAAGUGCGGCGGUGAAGUGAAGCUCUUUGAAGCUACCCCGAAUGGCUUGAAUCUCGUCGCCUCAAUCAAUGUCGCUUCCGAAAUAUCAUCCGUCUCUGUCAUCCAAUCUGCAACUCUACCUUCACCCGUUCUGGCUAUUGGCACAUGGACCAACGAGAUCUUGCUAUAUACCCUGGCCCAAAUCCUAUCGGGAUCAACAGGUGUGACCACACUCAUCGAACAAUUCUUCCCUUCUUCCCUCCACCUCAGACCGUUCAGCUCAAGCUCAACAUCAACGAGCGGUAUCCAACUAUUAGCUGGAUUAAGUGAUGGAUCUCUAGUAAUCUACGAUCUCGAGCCAUCUGGACCUAACAAUGAAGUCAUCGUCAAAUCUAGGAAAUCGUCUUCGUUGGGUAAUAGACCAUUGAGUAUCUGUCCUACCACUGGACCGGUUGUAGGGGAUGAUAAGGUGAUAGGUAUAGGGCUGAGCGAGAGGAUGUCUGUGAUUUUUGAGAGUGGGGAUAGAGUAGAUUUCUCGUCUGUUAAUAGGAAGGAUAUAAUCGCCUCGACAUCGAUAUCUUCACCCACCCACGGUGAAGUCCUCGUCUUAGCAUCUUCAACCGGGAUAUCAUUGACGAAAAUCAACUCGCUCAAGAAAUUGUCUGUCCAGACGCUCGAUCUGGGAGACAGAUCCGCUACGAAGUUGAUAGCUUACAGCGAGAAUCUACUAGUCGAUGGGGUAAUGGUGAAGACGAUGGACAGUCAGAAUGGAGAGGUUUUGCAGAUCAGUUCGAUGGAAUUGAGGGAUUCGAACACGCUGACUCCCCUGUCUGAAUUACCCUUGAAAGCACGAGAAGAGAUAACCUCUCUCAAAGCCGUCUUACUGAACGGUAAGAAAUAUCUAUGCGCCGGAACGGCCAUCUUACCUUCUGACGAGGAAGAUAAGGACGAAUAUGAUGAUGAAGAUAGUUAUAUCAAUGUCAAACAAGGUAGAUUGAUGUUGAUCGAUAUCGUACAGAAUGAAAAGCAAGAAUGGGAAUUUAAAGUUGUGGUUGAGAAGACUGUUGAGGGGCCGUUAUAUGAUUUGGAGGUUGUUCAUGGGUUUUUGGCUGUCGCUUCGGGAAGCAAGGUAUCGAUCAACCGACUCUCUCCCAAUCCACCUACACUCACGGAAGUGUCAUCUUUCUCGUCUGCUUUCCUCGCUUCUCACCUUACUGUCGUACCGUCCGAUAUCGAGAACGAGGAUCGCCUGGUUCUAGGUGACGGAAUGCGAAGUAUCAUCGUGCUGAGCAUUGAUGAAGGAAGCGGUAAGAUAUAUGAUGAUACGAGGGAUCUGGCGACUCAUCAGGUUACGGCGAUGGGCAGGGUAAGGGAUGGUGGUGAGGGUAUCGUGAUUGGUGAUGGCUACUCGAACAUCCUCACGUUCAGACUGAAGGAAGGAAUUGAAACAGCUGCUUCCUUUGGAUUACAUGAAGAGAUCGCUCGAUUUAUACCAGGUUCACUGGCCCCUCCAACAUCCUCAUCAGACGUUCUCAUCCCCAAUCAACUAUUCGCAACAUCUACAGGGAGAUUGGGAAUAAUUGGUGAACUGACUCCAUCAGCCACCAAGAUUCUUGACGAUCUACAAAGAAAUCUAGACAAAUACUGGAAAGGACCUGGUGGAGUCCAGUGGAAAGAUUGGAGGAAAGGUGGGAGUUCGUUGGUCAAGAGAGAUACGGCAGGAUGGAUUGAUGGGGAUUUCGUUCAAAAAUUCCUCAACACCAAUUUAUUCAGUCCUGAGGAAUCAGAAAAGAUUUUACAUGGUUCCAACUCUCAUGAACAUAUUUCGAGAAUCAACGGGAAUGGACAGAAGGAACCUGCUGAUAGGAGCGAUGUGGUCAGGAUAUUGGAAGCGGCGAGUGGAAUGCAUUAG